Drosophila gunungcola (fruit fly) is the source of this 2470-nucleotide messenger RNA. RefSeq lists its product as uncharacterized. The record is from RefSeq and is a predicted model, not a curated record. Lineage: Eukaryota; Metazoa; Arthropoda; Insecta; Diptera; Drosophilidae. The transcript is spliced from 7 exons. Bases 732 to 1925 code for a protein of 397 amino acids.
AUAGCGAACAAGUUCUGGCCAAGCCGGCAAAUGUGACGAAAGGAAAACCGAGUGACGUCGCGAAUUUGUGAAAAGCGAGUGAUCUUCGUGCUUGGGCCUACGAUGCAUAAAACCUGCCAUUCGAAUUAAACAAAUAACGACCAGGAAUUUCUGCAUAGCUGGGGCGUAGUUUUGGAGCACCAUAUGAAGUAAUUAGAAGCAACACUAAAAUCGUCCAUAAACGUCAAAAGACAAACAUUUUCGCGGAAGAACAACUGCAAGACAUUGCCAUUGCCAUCGACGUUUUCCAGGCAACAUGUUGCUGAUAGACACCAAGAGCAGCAGCAGCAGCAGCAGGAGCAGCGACAACAGCAACAUAGACUGACAGCAGCAACACCAACAGACAGCAGCAACAUUCGAGCAUUCAGUCGCAAAUCUGACGAUUGCGUGACGCGUUCGCAUCGCGGCAAUGAAAGAGAUACAAAAUCUGGAGAAGAAAGAGAACGAAACAGUGACAAGGAGAAAGUUUCAAGUGCGAAGUAUAAAUUGAAAACAAACAAACAACAAAUCAAAAUACGUAACAAAGUGCGUGCCAACUCUGAGAAAUAUUUGCGAAAUAAAUUAGAAUAAAUUACCGAAAAACUCCGGACACAAGGAUAUUUAAGGAAUAUAAAUUAGCAUAAUUUAGCAAGGAAUUGCCAAGACAAGCAGACAUUCGUUUCGCACUUAAUUAGUGUCUAGAAGCGUUGACAAUGUGGCAGACACUAUCAACUUUUAGCACAUCACUCAGAGAAACAGCAGCGGCAGCAGAAACACCAGCAACUUGCCACUGCAACUACAAGUUGGAAAACGCGGAAAUGCAAAGUCACAUGUUGCCAUCAGCAGACACCGCGACAACAGCAAUGCGUAGGUGUUGCUGUCGCACAAAAAUCACCCGCAGCGACAGCAGCAACAAUAGUUGCAACUACGGCAGCAACAUCCUGCAAUGGCUUUUGUUGCUGUGCCUUUUCUGUGAUUUCGGGCAGGCGGCGCUGCGAGACGUGAAUCUGCUGGUUGAGCCGCCGGCGGUGCGAAGGGGUCAAUCGGUGGCCCUACGGUGCGACUACCAACUGGACGAGGCGCCACUAUACUCCAUUAAGUUCUACCGCGGCCAGAUGGAAUUCUACCGCUACACACCCGGCGAGUAUCCGCAUACCAAGGUCUUUCAGUUCCCGGGCAUCAGAGUGGACGAAAGCGGCUCGAACGCCACCAUGGUGCUCAUCCGCAAUGUCAGCUUCGGCCUGUCCGGACAAUUCAGCUGCGAGGUUACGGCGGAUGCACCGUUCUAUUCAACGGCCACGGCCUACGCCCAGAUGCAAGUUGUGGAAUUUCCGGAGAAGCGUCCUCAACUUUUUACUGAGCAUACGCGAUAUGACCCCGGCGAUGUUCUGCGGGCCAACUGCAGCACUCUGGCAUCUCGACCCCGAGCUGACCUUCGGUUUACCAUUAACAAUAUACCCGUCAACACGGAGGAAACACAGUACAUUCAAACGGUUGAGAACCUGAUUGCAUCCCGGCUCAGUUUGAAGCUGCAGCUGCAGGCGAUUCACUUUGUGGCCGGCCUCAGUGGCCAUGGAAAUGGAAAUGGUAAUGGUAAUGGCAAUGGAAAUGGCAACGGCAAUGGGCUUACGAACGCAUUGCACCUGGGUGGCGGAGGCGGGGGACUCGUCCUGCGAUGUACAGCGCAAAUUGGCGAUCUCUAUCAGGAAUAUAAGGAAAUCGAGCUGGGCACACCGCAAAAGGAUCCGGUGCCGGCAAGAGUGACGCUGUCGUCGGGAACCGGAAUCCGUGGCUUCUUGGAGACCUAUUUCGCCACUUCUUCGGCCCACAGUACUUGGCGGGGGGCGGCUGGGGGCGUGGCGAUUUGGCUGGCAAGCAUGUUAACCCUGCUAAUUACUGGUAGCUAAAUCGAGGGGCUAGUCAGCUGGAAUACAUGGACGGAGGGAUGGCGAGUGUGUAUGGCUUAUCGAACAGCGAUGGAAAUUAGGAAGCCCUCGGCCGUAAACUGCAUUAUUUAUCUAUCUCGAAUGCAAUUUAAAUUAUACACACACACACACACGAGUUGUCCAUGUGAUUCCCGUUAAGCUCACACAUGCACACUUAAACCCUAUGUAAUUGUAAAUAUUUGCUUUAAUGAUGUGAACGGAUACACGUAAAUGAACUCGCACUCACACCCACGCGCUCACAUACACACAAAAACGCGACUAAUUGUUAAUUAAUGGAUUAUUUAAUGAUGCAUAAAAUAUUGGAUAAAAUAUUAAUGUUUCAUUUGCAUUUAGCUUCAACCCAAGCGAAUAUCACCUUAAUGUUUAAGUGAAGUAAAAAAUGUAAAUCGUUGAAACGAUACAAAAAAAAACACACACACAAAAAAAUGUAAACAACUGAAAUGCCAAUGUCAAGACAAAACCAAAAAAGAACAUUCAAACCAAAAUAAACAAGCAGUAAUAAUCAA